GUGCAGGAUGUCCUAUAGACAUGCCAGAAGUGGUAAAACGAAAGAAAGCGGUGAUCAACGUACUAUCAAACGUACUAUCAACGUACUAUCAAAGGACAAUGCGUGUUUCGCGUGGUCGGUGGUCGCUGCUCUCUAUCCAGCUGAAAGAAACGCGGAGCGCAAAUCGUCGUAUCCAUAUUACAGCGACGUGCUAAACCUGCGAGACAUUAGCUUUCCAAUGACACUCAACCAAGUGAAAAAAAUUGAACAAUUGAACAGUAUUUCCAUCAACGUUUACAGCGUCGAGAAGAAGAAGGAAUGCACAGUCGUACCGCUACGAGUUGCCGAUGAGAAGAAGGAGAAGCACGUGAACCUUUUAUACCUACAAGAUCAGAGGGGUGCUGAAGUGGGUCACUUCGUCUGGAUAAAGAAUUUAUCCCGCCUCAUCAGUUCUCAGCUCAGUAAACACAAGGAGAAGAAAUACAUUUGCGAUCGGUGAGUAUCGACAAGAUU
This is a messenger RNA of Vollenhovia emeryi, 492 nucleotides long. RefSeq lists its product as uncharacterized. The coding region runs from base 8 to 478 and encodes 156 amino acids. Lineage: Eukaryota; Metazoa; Arthropoda; Insecta; Hymenoptera; Formicidae. The record is from RefSeq and is a predicted model, not a curated record. The transcript has a single exon.